Symphalangus syndactylus (siamang) is the source of this 3295-nucleotide messenger RNA. RefSeq names its product zinc finger CCCH-type containing 10 (gene ZC3H10). Gene Ontology annotation, molecular function: RNA binding; metal ion binding. Gene Ontology annotation, biological process: regulation of RNA splicing. NCBI's taxonomy places the organism in Eukaryota, Metazoa, Chordata, Mammalia, Primates, Hylobatidae. The record is from RefSeq and is a predicted model, not a curated record.
AGUCGGGGCCGGCCCAGCGGCUGGGCUCGGCCGGGCCACACAAGGCCCCCCAGAACCUAGCUGGCUCGUCCUCACACCCCAGGGCAGUGCCCCUUUUCUGACUGACCUCGCAUCGCGAGCAAACGCCAGCUUCGUGACGUCACAACCCUGCCCAUCCCCUCAGCUUGAUGACACCUGGAGCUCCAGCUCCCCGCUUCACUUCGCGCGCCCUUAGUGUCCCAUUCACGUAGCCCACGGCUGAGCGCCGGCGGCACUGCACGGAACCUGCCAAGCUAGAAGACUUGCUGCGGGAAAACUCCUAGGACUUCUUUCGCAAACUCUAGGGUUCUGGGAAGCGUCACAAUCACUGCCUUCAAGUCUAAUCUGCCAUCCCAAUGCACUGUCAGACGCUGCUCUUUUAAGAACCCAGCAGUGAUGUGGAGGUGGAGACCCACAGGAGCCCCGGACUUCACCUGAGCUACCUCAGUGGUCACCAAGAGUGGCAAGAUAAAGAAAACCCUGAGUUGGGCGGGACCAGGAUGCCUGACCGGGACAGCUAUGCCAACGGUACCGGGAGCAGCAGUGGAGGCCCUGGAGGUGGUGGCAGCGAGGAGGCCAGUGGGGCAGGGGCAGGCAGUGGCGGGGCCAGCUCAGAUGCCAUCUGUAGAGACUUCUUGAGGAAUGUGUGCAAGCGAGGCAAGCGUUGCCGAUAUCGCCACCCAGACAUGAGCGAGGUGUCCAACUUGGGGGUGAGCAAAAACGAGUUCAUCUUCUGCCAUGACUUCCAGAACAAGGAGUGUAGCCGCCCAAAUUGCCGUUUCAUCCAUGGCUCCAAGGAAGAUGAGGAUGGCUAUAAGAAGACAGGAGAGCUUCCCCCACGGCUCAGGCAGAAAGUAGCAGCUGGCCUUGGCCUUUCACCGGCUGACCUACCAAAUGGCAAGGAGGAGGUCCCUAUCUGCCGUGACUUUCUCAAGGGUGACUGUCAGAGAGGAGCCAAGUGCAAGUUCCGUCACCUGCAACGGGAUUUUGAGUUUGAUGCUCGGGGUGGAGGAGGCACUGGUGGGGGCUCAACAGGCUCAGUCCUCCCAGGACGACGUCAUGAUCUCUAUGAUAUCUAUGACCUUCCUGACAGGGGCUUUGAGGACCAUGAGCCAGGCCCAAAACGCCGGCGAGGUGGAUGCUGCCCCCCUGAUGGCCCUCAUUUUGAGUCAUAUGAAUAUAGCUUGGCUCCAUCGCGAGGGGUGGAGUGCAGACUGCUAGAGGAGGAGAAUGCCAUGCUCAGAAAGCGGGUAGAGGAGUUAAAGAAGCAGGUCAGUAACCUACUGGCCACCAAUGAGGUAUUACUGGAACAAAAUGCUCAGUUCCGCAAUCAGGCCAAGGUCAUAACCCUGAGCUCCACUGCACCAGCAACUGAGCAGACUCUGGCCCCCACUGUGGGCACUGUCGCCACUUUUAACCAUGGCAUUGCCCAGACUCACACUACUCUCAGCAGCCAGGCUCUACAGCCUCGUCCAGUGUCCCAGCAAGAACUGGUGGCCCCUGCUGGAGCUCCAGCUGCUCCCCCAACUAAUGCUGCACCUCCUGCUGCUCCACCACCCCCACCCCCACAUUUGACCCCAGAGAUCACACCACUGUCAGCUGCCCUGGCUCAAACAAUUGCCCAGGGAAUGGCACCCCCACCUGUCUCCAUGGCUCCUGUAGCUGUAUCUGUGGCUCCUGUGGCCCCUGUGGCUGUAUCGAUGGCCCAACCCUUGGCAGGAAUCACAAUGAGCCACACCACCACUCCCAUGGUGACUUACCCUAUCGCUUCCCAGAGCAUGCGCAUCACGGCCAUGCCACACUGAUGGGGCUAAUGGACACUCCCCUGGUAUAGCCUCCCAGGGCUGGGGUCAGGGGGCCCUUGCCCACUCACCUAGCCUUCCCCAGCCCUGUCUGAAGGGCUCCCUUGAGAACUAGGACAAGAGACUACAAAGAGUAUGUCUGGAGGAGGCGUUGGGAUGGUGUGUUUUCUCUCACCUCCCUUUUAUGAGGGUCCUCUUGUCCAUCUUCAAGCCUCACAGUGGGGGCUUGCAGAGGAGUACAGACUGAAGCCAGCAGAGAGGAAGGACUGACUGAGGGGCUGUGUCCUCUUACAGGAAUUUGGGAACAUCCCUCGUCUUGUCCUCUCUUCUGCACAGCACAGGUUCCAGCACUGGUUUUGAAAGAAAAAAAUACCCUGCCCAGAGGGAAAGCCAGGAAAGAUUGGGAAGUGGUUGGUCAGGAGAGAAGGCCUGAUAGGAGCCUUCAGACAAUUUGGGUCCUAGCUGGUUGGGUUGGACAAUACAGGAAUUGCUUCUGGGCCCUGGGAAAGCUGGGACCAUAGUGCUCCAGCCCAAAGACUAGCGGAGCAUUCAUUACCCUAGUUUGACCUGAAAAUCCACAGGGCAGGGCCCACUACCCAAAGAAAUAAAAGAACAAUUAUUUUUAACAAAUGGAGGCAGUGAAAACUUGCUUAGAUAUUCUGUGUGGAAGAUGGGAGCAGUAAAUAGAUCUCAUGCCAAAAUGGGAUAAAGACCCCAGCCUCACAUAGCUUUGGUAAGAUGGAUAGAAGCCAGUGAAGAAGGGUAGGGACCCAGAACAAGACCAAAUGGGGCUUUGGGGAAGGCACUUUAUGGGGUAAAAGCUUUGGAGCCACCUAGUCUAGUUUAAAAAUAGCCCCAUCUGUUUUUGGUCUCUGUCUGUAUGUGCUAUUCCCAGGUUGCCUUAGUAACCAGGGCUCCUAGGGUCAUUUAGCAGGGCAGGCAGUAAGGAGAGUGUAUUUGCUGAGAAAUGGGGAUGGGAUGUUACAUAGUUGACAGAUCCUUAUUCAAACAGCAGGACAGGUGGAGUUGAUGGCAAUUGCCGCUCAGUUGAUGGCAGUUAAUGUCCCUCCUACCCCACUCCUUCAGUGGCCAGUUCCUUAAGCCUUCAAGGCUUGGGAGGUCUGCGAAAAGAGAGUCCUUCUAGGGACACAAGCCUCAGGGUCCAUUCCUUUCCUCUGUCUCCACAUAGGACCAGAAGUUUUAAAUCUACUUAAGUCAGUAAGGCCAGGGGCCCCAAUAAUCAAACCUCACUUCCUCCUCAGCUCACGGCUGAUGCAGGGAAAACAACUCAGGUGUCUAGUCUAAUGGGACAGUAGAUUUGGGGGUAGAGAGUGAUCCUGGAUUGUGUUCCCCCUCAUCAUAUCUCCUGCUACCUCUUGCUCUCUCAUCUGGUUGAUCACUCAGGUCACAUCUGGGAUUGGAGAUGGUGGGCUAGGUCAAGGCCAGUCAUUAAAAAAAAAGCCUGAAGACUAAAA